AUGAACUUCGAAAGUGCAAGUCGCUUCUACAGGUCUCGAAUCACGGCGCCCAAAGGCCUGAAAGCGCUCGUUCUGGACGCCGACACGUUGCCAACCUUCGCGACGCUUUUGACGCAAACAGAGGCGCUCAGAGAAGACUUUGUGCUCGUGGAGAAGCUAGAGAACCUUGUUCAGGAGCCAGCUCGCGACCGACAAGUAUACGUCACAGGCAUCGUGGUUGGUCGUCCUUCCACGGAAACGUUGCUGGCGCUGCGGCGGGAACUGGCGCAACCGCACUUUGGUGCGUACCACAUCUUCCUCGUGAACCUCAUUCGCCGCACUUUGCUGGAGGAUCUCGCAGACGCGGACGCAUCUCUGGAAAGCGUGGUCCAUGUCGAGGAAAUCUACUUUGACUUUCUUCCCUGGAGCCCGUGGGUUGCCACCGGAGGCGGCCUCUGCGACGCGCCUGUUCAGAACGAGCCGCGGCUUCCUGUUGCCGGCCUUGCCCCGCACCAGCUCACCUUGGAUCGCCAACUGGAUACCUUAUUCAGCAUCCUGGUCUCUUUGAAACAGAAACCGGCUUCUCUUCGGGUCCUGCGCUCCUUCCGAAGCUGCCGUGCGCUUGCAGAACGGCUCGCAGUGCGUAUUGACCAGGAGUCGCGACUUUGGGAAGUACCAGCGACUGACCCCUCACCAGGGACUUCACCGUUGAGCGCUCAUGGAGCAGGCUCUAAACGCUGCCUAGUCGUGAUCUUGGAUCGGAGAGAGGAUCCGGUCACUCCUCUGCUGACGCAGUGGACGUACGAAGCCAUGCUGCAUCAAUUCUUCGGCAUCCGAGCGGGUCGGGUUCGAAUACCUACCACUUUAGAGGGAAAAGAUCCGCCACACGCAGCAGCACCGCAGGAACAAGAGUACAUCGUACUUCCCGAGAGCGAUGACUUCUACGCAGCGAAUCGGUAUGCGACGUUCGGGGACAUCGGGGAGGCCGUUCAUCGGCUUGUGGCCUCCUUUCAAGAACGUCGCCAUGCCGCUCUUGCGCAUGUCACCGACGCUGCCCGACAGGAUGCAGCGCUCGCGGAUCCCACUGCUGUAGCACCGGGCAUCGACAUUGCCACGAAUGGGGACUACGACGCAACCGAUACGGAGCGCAUGACGCAGAUCCUCGAAUUCUUCCCUGAGUUUCGUCGGCAAUCGCAGUUGGCAAGCAAACACGUCGCACUGAUUAGCGCGCUGAGCCAGCAAGUGAAGGAGCGAGCGCUUUUGCAGAUGUCGCAAAUUGAGCAGGAUGUGGUUUCUCGGGAUGCUGAACAGGAGCAUCUGCGACGCUUUCGGGACUGGGUGCGGCUCGUCGCAGACGGGAAGGCAUCCACUUUGGGGAUGCGCUCGGCGCGACUCGCAGACGCCUGGAGACUGGCUGCUCUGCUUGCGCUCCGGUACGAGAGUACGCGACCGGAACUGUUGCAGCAGGUCAAACGACUACUGCACGAGCAGUUGCAGAUGCCUAGUUCGGAGCUAGCCGCGUUGGACAUGCUCUUGCAGACCUGUGGCUCCAAACACCGUUCUCUGGACUUGUUCGGUAACCGUGACCUAUUCGCGCGCGCCAAAAAUACGCUGAGACGUGGAUUUAGCGCCAGCGUGGAUAACCAGUAUAUCCAGCAUGAACCACUUCUCGCACAAGUCAUGGAGGACGCUGCACGUGGGCGCUUGCCCACGGACACUUUCGAGGAGCUGCUGCCAAGUGCGUCUGCGGACGGCUCUCCAUUUUCGGUGGUGAUCGUCUACGUCAUAGGCGGCAUCACUGCCGAGGAGACGCGCAUGACCGCGGCGUUUCAGGGUGACACCACAGCACGUAUCGGCAGUAGGCGGGAUUUCCAAAGCAUACCCAAGGGUACUACGUUUUACGUAGCCGGAGACCUGAUGCACACACCGGGGUCGUUUCGGGAACGCUACGCGCUCAGCCGUGCGCUGUAA
Molecule: messenger RNA, 1950 nt
Organism: Cyanidioschyzon merolae strain 10D
Lineage: Eukaryota; Rhodophyta; Bangiophyceae; Cyanidiales; Cyanidiaceae
Product: probable vacuolar protein-sorting protein VPS45
Exons: 1
Coding region: 1-1950 (649 amino acids)
Biological process (GO): intracellular protein transport; vesicle-mediated transport
Cellular component (GO): Golgi membrane
Source: RefSeq, a predicted model, not a curated record